Gracilinanus agilis (Agile Gracile Mouse Opossum) is the source of this 1918-nucleotide messenger RNA. RefSeq names its product pyruvate dehydrogenase kinase 1 (gene PDK1). The record is from RefSeq and is a predicted model, not a curated record. The coding region runs from base 36 to 1325 and encodes 429 amino acids. Gene Ontology annotation, molecular function: pyruvate dehydrogenase (acetyl-transferring) kinase activity. NCBI's taxonomy places the organism in Eukaryota, Metazoa, Chordata, Mammalia, Didelphimorphia, Didelphidae. Gene Ontology annotation, cellular component: mitochondrion. The transcript has 11 exons. Gene Ontology annotation, biological process: regulation of glucose metabolic process; protein phosphorylation.
GCUGUUUCUUUGCUUCUUCUGGAUCGCGGUCCAAAAUGAGGUUAGUGAGGUACCUGCGACGGGCCGUGUCGGCCAGCCCGGGCCCCGGCCCAGGUCCCAGCCCAAAUCCGGGUUCUGGUGCCGGCCCCGAACGCAGCGUCCCGGGCCCGGUGGAUUUCUACUCGCGCUUCUCCCCGUCCCCGCUCUCCAUGAAACAGUUUCUGGACUUCGGAUCUGUGAAUGCAUGUGAAAAGACCUCAUUUAUGUUUUUGCGGCAAGAGUUGCCAGUGCGAUUGGCAAACAUAAUGAAAGAAAUAAGUCUUCUUCCAGAUAAUCUUCUAAGAACACCUUCAGUUCAACUGGUACAGAGCUGGUAUAUUCAGAGUCUACAAGAACUCCUUUAUUUUAAAAAUAAAAGUGCUGAAGAUGCUAAAGCUGUUUAUGAUUUUACAGACACUGUGAUAAGAAUCCGAAAUCGACAUAAUGAUGUCAUUCCUACCAUGGCUCAGGGUGUGAUUGAAUACAAGGAAAGCUUUGGUGUGGAUCCAGUGACUAGCCAGAAUGUCCAGUAUUUUUUGGAUCGUUUUUACAUGAGUCGCAUUUCAAUCAGAAUGCUACUUAAUCAGCACUCCUUACUAUUUGGUGGAAAAGGAAAAGGAAGUUCAACUCACCGAAAACACAUUGGAAGCAUUAAUCCAAAUUGUAAUGUCGUCGAAGUUAUUAAAGAUGGCUAUGAAAAUGCAAAGCGUCUUUGUGAUUUGUAUUAUGUUAAUUCUCCGGAACUAGAACUUGAAGAAUUAAAUGCAAAAUCACCAGGACAACCAAUGCAAGUGGUUUAUGUACCAUCACAUCUCUAUCACAUGGUGUUUGAACUUUUCAAGAAUGCAAUGAGAGCAACUAUGGAACACCAUGCUGACAAAGGUGUUUACCCUCCUAUUCAGGUUCAUGUAACACUGGGUAAUGAGGACUUGACUGUGAAGAUGAGUGAUCGUGGAGGUGGUGUUCCUUUGAGGAAAAUUGAUAGACUUUUCAACUACAUGUAUUCAACUGCACCCCGACCUCGUGUUGAGACAUCUCGAGCUGUGCCCCUGGCUGGUUUUGGUUAUGGAUUGCCAAUAUCUCGGCUUUAUGCACAGUACUUUCAAGGAGACCUGAAAUUGUAUUCCUUAGAAGGUUAUGGGACAGAUGCUGUUAUUUACAUUAAGGCCCUAUCAACAGAGUCAGUGGAGAGGCUCCCAGUGUAUAAUAAAGCUGCUUGGAAACAUUAUAAUACCAAUCAUGAGGCAGAUGACUGGUGUGUGCCAAGCAGUGAACCAAAGGACAUGACCACAUUUCGCAGUGUAUAACUGCAUCUGUCACCUGAAAAAAAACCCAACAGAAAAGGUUUCUAGUAUUAUAUUUGAAAGCGACUUUAAAAAACUGUUACGCCAAAUAUUUCACAUCUGAUUUUCAUACUUGUUGACUGGGUGGAAUAAAUGGAAACUGAAAUUCAUAGCUAUCUUUCUGACCUCCAAAAGCAUUGAAUUGUACCAUUUAGCUGUAAGAAGAAAGAAAAUUUUGGUUACUAUGUACAUUUACUUUUAACUACUGCAAAUGUGGCUAACGUGUUUUACUUCCUUUUCACUGGACUUCAGGGACAAGAUUUCAGGUAUAGAACUCUUUAGGUUCCUCAUGGGACCCGUGCAAUUUAUCUUAUAUCUUUCACUUAUAUCUAUUAAAAGCAUUUCCCUAGUUGUACUAAUUAAUUAUUGGUUAACUAGCUUUUUAUUGUCUGGAGAAAUUUUGCCAUGCUUUAAUUCUACUCAGGAAGGAGAGUAAUCAAAAUUGUUUUCACAUUAAUCAAUAACUGCCUAUUGGUUACACAUAUGAAGGCAGAAAAUUAUUACCCUAUGGGUUUAAUGCCACCUGCUAUUCAUAUUUUCAACAUAUAGUUGACUAG